Messenger RNA from Aspergillus chevalieri, 813 nucleotides. RefSeq lists its product as uncharacterized. The record is from RefSeq and is a predicted model, not a curated record. NCBI's taxonomy places the organism in Eukaryota, Fungi, Ascomycota, Eurotiomycetes, Eurotiales, Aspergillaceae. Gene Ontology annotation, cellular component: kinetochore; MIS12/MIND type complex. The coding region runs from base 1 to 813 and encodes 270 amino acids. The transcript is spliced from 2 exons. Gene Ontology annotation, biological process: mitotic sister chromatid segregation.
AUGCACCGCAAAAUCGAACUCCAAGCCCCCGCAGACUUCACCUACCUCUACGCCAACACCGUCACCCUCUCCCGCCAAAAACUAGACCUCCAUCUACCCCCCUCCGCGACAAACGAUACCGAAGAUGCCCCCGAUCCCAUGCGCGAGCGUGUCCGUGAAUUAGUCGAUGAGUAUAUAACAAAAACCUUCACAACCGCCUCCAACUCCGUCAACAUCAACGGCCUCGACGACCACGACCACACCUCCCUCUCCCUAAACCCCGUAACAGCCUCGCAAUCACUCCAAGCGCCCGCCGAAACAGUCGAGUAUGAGCCCUACGACACCGCGCUCGCGGCGCGGGUGACGUCGUUGUACGCGCAGUUGGAAUCGUUGACUACGACAGUGGCGCAGUUGAGGCGGGAUGCGCCGAGGAAGGCGGCGCGGAUGUAUGCGGAGGAAUUGAAUAAGGUGCUUGAGGGUGAUGAUGAGGAUGGGCUUGAGGAUGAGGAGUUUGGGGAGGAGGAGGGGCUGGCGAAGAGGGAGGAUGGUGGGGAUGUUGAGAUGGGUGGUGCUGGGUCGUCGACGCGGCGGAGACGACAUGUUAAGCCGGAGUGGAAGAUUGAGGUGCCCCUUGGAUCGGAGCAGGAGAGUGAGCGCUGGCGCAAUGGGGAAAUGGCCGAGGUUUACGAUGAUGCGUUGCGAACGUUACUCCGGCUUCAGGGUGAGGAUACAGACGCCGUAGUCGAUGCAGGGACUGAUGGGAAUGCGCUGGCAACGACGUUGGGCAAGGCAGAACGCGCGGAACGCGCGGCUGAAGUGGUUGAGAAGAUGUGA